GGGCUGUGAUGUCCAGUCCCGCCCUUCACCUCUCGCGCUCAUCAAGCUUUGAUAAGAUCCCACCGCUCACGCGCCACAAGUGACGAGCAGUAAUCAACAACAGCAGCUGUGAGUGAGAUUCCUUAAUUAUUAACAGAAGAAAUCCUUCAGGAUGUGAUUUCACCUGAACAAAAGAGGCUUGCAGAAUGCCGUUCUGCAGAAUGCAUGUGAUUUCACAGCACCCAGGACAACGGUAAACCUUGGAUGCAAAUGGGGGAACCAUCCGGAGACUGUACAUCCAACAACUUAGACCAUAACUAUUCCCGGAAAAGCUUACUGCCUCACUCUGCAAAUCUAACAUAUCCAGAACAAACCACCACUGGAAAUUACUUUCAGCAAUAUUCUUGCAGAAUUCUACAAGCAACCAGUUACAAAAUUGUGACUGGUAGCACUCCAUUUUCUAAUGAUCUGAAGCCAGCACAGGAGAAUCACUUGAAUUCAAAAUGUACAAUGCCAACAGGAGAGCAAAAAAACAAUAUUGUUCUCUGGACUCCGCCCGGUUCUAGAGUCCAGGUAUUUGUACCUGUAAACAACAUGCAGGAAACCAAUAUUGUGCAAAACAUCUCGAACUGUGUCGCGAGACCAGGCACGGAAGUGUUUAACUCUAAUCACAGUGUAUGUAUGCAACAACAAUCUUCCUCUGUGCCAGCUGACGCAAGUAGUUUGCAACAGUUCCAAACAAAAACAAUUGAGAAUAAGAAUAAGAAUAAGAAGGACAUGCAGAGAGAUUUGACACAUGCAAAUGCUACUAAUGAUUUGCCACAGCAAGACCCAUCCACAAAAAGGAUGACCUUACCAUCCAAGUAUAGAUACAACCCCAUAACUACAAAUGCACCUAAUGGACAGAAUAGUCCCCUCGAUGGACCUGUUUACCAUGGAGUAAGAGCUGAAUACUCGUCUGACCAUGCUCACCUACAAACACCUUCUACAUGUAAACUAAAUGUCCAGCAGAACAACACCACGAAGAAAGCUGUUGCCGUUGUCACACCAUUAUCUCCAGUAGAAAUGGCAUCUGUUAACUUUUCAAACAAAUCUGCUCAUGAGCUUGAUGCAAGAUCUGUGCCGAUACACCAUCUACCUAAUUUUACACAUCCACUGAAGAUCAACGCUGAUCCGCAGACGAUGAGAGAACCAAAUGAACCAGCAUGCAAGCACCAACGACCAAAAUCAGCAGAGCCCAAGCUGGGUAGUGAUGUGGUCAAAAGUCCAGUUUGCCUUCUCGAAUCAACCAGCCCAUGUAACCACAGAAGCUCGCUGAAGCUUAAUUGUCCAGUAACAGACCGAAAUAAGCCUUCUGAAAUCCAAAAAGAAACAAGUGAGAAGAUACCCAAGGAUAAGCAAGCAGUGACUGAUAAGAAAACGAACACGGGAGAAACGGACAAGUACUCCACAAUCCCUGUAAUUGAAUGGCCGUUGGACAAAUUGCAUACGUUAAUGAAUAUUAUUCAGCAAAUAGAAGAUGUGCAUCAGAAAAACGUCAAUAAAAUGGAUUCCGGAAAGGAGAUCCUGAGGCUCUUCUGGAAUGGGGACGUUUGCAUGUUUCGCAAUGCUGUAAAAAGUAGAAUAUAUCAAAACGUGAUGGAAGAUGUCUACAAUUACUGUCAGGGGAAAGAUGAUGUGAUACUUGCACAAAUUAAAAACGACACACGCAACCAAGUUGCCAAGAAUUUUCAUGUUUUGAAACACGACGAAAUGCCACCAAAGAUUGAGUACAAGUCGUCCUGGUUGAAUCUUGAUGAGAACCUUGAUGACAUUGACAGGGAAUGUGGUAUUUCUUGGUACUUCCGACAUCUUCACCCAUUCUCCCAAGAAAAAGGAAACGCUGUAGGUAAAUUGCAACACGGAUUGCUAGAUGCCCCUGAUAAGCAUCAAUGCUCAACUGAAACUAACUGUCAGAACCUAUUUCCAGAAGAUGUACAAACAUUCCCUAAGUCAAAGGACGAAACCAUGGACAAUGAGGGUCUUUAUAAACACUUUUUAUCCAAUAAACAAUUCCUACCUAGUCAAAACACUGCUGGACAAACAUAUAUUCCAAGUGACUCUUUAAUCUCUAUUGAGAAUGUUUCAACGGCUGAAACCUCAUCGGUUAUAUCAGCAGGAGGGCAUUGUUUAGAAGAGGACCUGCAGAAAGUCAAUACACCACAAGAGAUGACGCUAUCCAAUUCAAACCCACCCAAAGAACUUGAAAAAAUACCACGGGAUGAGCAGAUAAGCAUGGAGAGGUUUGAAGAGAAGACCAACAAUUCUGCACACACAAUUCAAAACCCCUUACCAGAUGCCUCUCAUAAAUCGCCAAUAACUGGGCAUGAUCAGUUUGCGAUGGAAAUUGUGAGCAAAACACUGGCAGAAGUACAAACAUCCAGUGUUCACGAAAACUCGCCUGAUUCCAUUAUUAAAAGGUCACAUGCUGACACUAAUAGACACGUGCCAACGCUUGAUGAAGUGGUUACAGAAGAGACCAGUUGUCAACCAAAUGCUAUAAAUCCUCUGAUGGCCAUAACAAAUUUAGUGACGAGGUUAGACAAUCAAGCUGUUGCCAAAAGUCGCUCAAGCGCUGUAACAUCAGGAAGGGGUCGGCUAUAUGGGGGACGUGCUGUCCAAAGUAAUGAAUGGACUAGGAAGAGUAACUGUGCAGGUUCACCUAAUGUGAAAGCAAAUGAAUCUCAGGUAAAACAUUCAGCACAUGCAACACUAACCGCAUUUAGAGAAGGAACAGAACAUCGGGAUGCAAAAGCUGUUAACAAAGUACGGGUAGAAAAACAGAUGCAAUUGCAGUUUGAGAAUAAAAACUCUGACUAUCAAGGUGGUGGCUUAUUAACAGAAACAGGAGAUGGAGAAGAUAAACGCUUAUUGAAGCCUGAAAGCAUGGUUACAGGACAAACCAAUUGUCCACCAAAUAAUGUAAAUUCACUAGAAGGUUUAGCAAACGUGUUUAGGACACUGGAAAAAAGUGAAAUUUCUUUGAGGAUUUAUGAAAACCAAAUAGGAAAACAAGAAGUUUUGAAAAGAAGUGGAUCUGGAGGCACAAGACCCAUUUUGACUGAUUUGCUCAUGAAUAGAGGUUUACCGAAGCUCAGUCCUACGGUUACAGAACAGCGGGCUCAAAUACAAAAUGGAUCUGAUGAAAAACCGACUAACAGUGAUUGUGUGGAUAAGAUGAUUGAUGAGCCAUCAAUAACCGAGCGGGAUGAUUUUCCAAUGGAAAUUGGAAACGAAGUACCAGCAGAACCAAAAAUCCCGCCAGAAAAUUUAGAGCUUUGUAAGAACUUGCCUGGGUUUGUGCGUGAACAAUCAUUAACAGAGACUAACAGUAACCACUCAAUGAAACCCAAGCGUGUGGAUACAGAACAAAGCAGCCAUCAACCACAUAUUGUAAAUCCACUGGCGGCCAUGACAGAAAUAAUAUGCUCAAUAGAUAAACGUGUUGCUUUAGGAAAAUCAGGUAUGUCAAAAACUAAGCAUCAACACUCUGCGAAAAUGUCUAGAUGGGAUGUGCGGUCAGGGUUUACUAAACCCGAUAUCCAAAGUGGCUGCACAAACUCAAAACCUAAUCCUGUGGUUGAAGAACAACAGAAGGCUGUGCAGUCACCGCGAAUGCAAAAUGAAUGUAAUGAAAAAACUGAUAACAUUAAUGUUCGCCCUCAUAAAGUGGCUAAACUGUGCUUUUCCAGUGAGAUGACGGAAGGGGAGGAUUUGCAAAUAGACACGGCCGGAGAAUCAGAAAUUAUGCAUUCGUCAUCACAGGUGAAUUAUGAGCAAUGUGAUAACACUGACACGCAAUGUGAUUCUUUGUCAUCCUCCAGGUCGUUUCAUGCCAUACCUGAACGGUUACAGGAAGAAGACUUCAUGGGAAGUUUUGAAGACGAACCAAAGAAUUCCACAAAUGCGGGACAAAACGCAUCUCUAAAAUUGUAUAAGCCAACAGAAGAUCUUUUGGAGGGAAUGCAUCGCUCUGCUGGGUCAGAAACAUCAGGGCUGGUUGGUGGUGUUUGUGAUGGUACUGAUGAUGAAUCAACCAUUGAAAAUAACUUUACAAGCCCACCAAAACUUGAUCCUGUGGAAUUUGUCCCAUCACCUCAAAUGCAAGAUGAAUCCAGUGAAAUGAUUCCUAAUGAUACCUGUGCGCUUGCAGAAGAACAUGUGACAGAAGUUGCUCUGCAUGGUAAUAAAGAAGAACUUGAGCUGGAUGCUUUUGCUUCGAUUAAGAUCAAUGUUCUCCCGCAUGGAAUUGCAGAAUUAUGGUUUGCUGGCAAGAUGACGGAAGAUAAGGAGUUGCAAAAAAACAUUGAUGUACAAACUUCCAGUAAGGACCAGGUAGAUGUUGAAGUCCUAGAACACAGUGAUUACCAGGUAGAUGUUAACAUUUUGGAUUACGGUGAGGACCAGGUAGAGAUUGAAAUCCCAGACCACAGUGAUGACCAGGUAGAUGUUAACAUUUUGGAUAACAGUGAUGACCAGGUAGAGAUUGAAAUCCUGGACCACAGUGAUGACCAAAUAAAAGUUAUAUUUCCUGAAAAGCAUGCAGAAGACAUAAAGCCCAUUGAGUGGAACAAUCUAGGUGAGGUUGAUGAAAAGCUGGAGUCUUAUUGUUGUAUUGCUAAAUGGUUUCAAGCUUUAAAUUAUGGAGAUGGUUCAUUUUGCAUGUGUCAGGUGAAAACAGAGUUGAGUGAACAAAAGCUUGAAAUUAGAGCCAGUGACACAAGUGUGAAAAUGGACACAUAUGAAGAAGAUCGUUUUGGUGUCAUCUCUAAAGAACAUGGAUGCAUUGAUUUAAAAGUUGAUCUUUUCACCACUGAUGAAAAGUCAUCUGAAAGCACAAAAGCAUUAUUAACACUGGAUGCUGGCACACCAAAUUAUGCUGCUGUGGACAACAUUAGGACUGUGAAGGCCUGUCCGGUUUCUGAAGUGAUAUCAGAAACAUCAGAGCAGAUAAAUGAUGACUCUCCUUCCAAAUGUGCGACGGAUAAGAUCCCGAUGCUUUCUGAGAAAACAAAGCCAUCUCCUGAUGUUAAGAAAAGUUCUGAAACUGUAUGUCUUUCACUGUACGGGUCUUCUAAUAGACGAGAUCGACUAAUACGAAACAAAAUAUAUAAAAACGGUGGACAAAAACCACCAGAAGACCUUGAAAGAACAAUCGGCUCCCAUCAGAAGAAUGACAGAAGAAUGUCAAAUAAGCGCAAAUGGGACGAAUUGAUAGAAACCGAAGAUGUUUCGAAUGUAAGAAAGAAAAAUGUGAGAGUGUCUCCUCAAAGUUCUCCUCAGGGACACAAAGCAGCCCCAGUGAAAGUUUCUGAAGUUACCAAUGAAAAUGCACUUUCCUCAUCUGCGUUAACUAGAAAACGGUUUAAUCCACCUCAUAAUUCAAAGAGUUUAUCAAAGAAAAAGAAAAGUUUAGGAACAAGACAAAUAUCCAUGAAUAACUAUGUUACCAGAAGGAAGACCAUGUCUCCAAAAUCUUUGCAUUCACCUGAGCCUGUACUGAAAAGUAAAUAUGAAUUGAGGAACCCUGCUUUGAUGCCAUUACAAGAGGAUUUUGGAUUGGAGUUUAAAGUGUUGCCGUCAACUUUCAACUUUAAGGAUGGAACUGAACCCGCCAACAUUCAAGCAGACGCGUUAUCAAGAGCAAAAAAUGGGAUUCCAUACACCGAAGAUAAAAAAGUUAAAGGGAGGAAAACCAUCCAUGCUCCAGUACAAGGGAAGUGGUCUUUAAGCCCUUUGAAAAGCAAGCAGAUCCAGUCUGCAGACGUCUCUAGCUCAUGUAGCCUCUUUCGAGAGUUCAAGAAGAGGUAUCAAGACAAAAAGAAGGAACUUGUAUCCAGGCAGAACUUGAAUUCCAAUUAAAUUCCAUUACAAAACUUAAAUUUCUAUUAAAGUUUAAACAAUUCUAAAAUGUA
Messenger RNA from Triplophysa dalaica, 5933 nucleotides. RefSeq lists its product as uncharacterized. Lineage: Eukaryota; Metazoa; Chordata; Actinopteri; Cypriniformes; Nemacheilidae. The coding region runs from base 244 to 5880 and encodes 1878 amino acids. The record is from RefSeq and is a predicted model, not a curated record. The transcript is spliced from 4 exons.